Messenger RNA from Rhopilema esculentum, 3229 nucleotides. Lineage: Eukaryota; Metazoa; Cnidaria; Scyphozoa; Rhizostomeae; Rhizostomatidae. The record is from RefSeq and is a predicted model, not a curated record.
GUCCUGGGAAUAGGGUGGUGCCCAGUCUUUCUCCCGUCGACCACUGCGUUGACAUGUCUUUCGUGCUAAAUCGCUUCGGCACAUGACCUCAAAGUUAGUUAGUUGGCUAUUGCGGCUGAGUAUGUAGUAAGCACAAUUUUGUUAAGAAAAUCACAUACAUAAUCUCACAAAUGGAAUUUCUCUAUGCUCCGACCUAGACUUUACAACAAUUGGCGCCCAACGUGGGGCUGGGGUAUAAGGAAAAUAUUUCGAGCUGAAUUGUGAGAUUAAGCGAGUUGGAACGAAACGAAAUGUCCACGCAGGAAGACGAAGUUGAACGUCGCGCGGAAGCAGGAAGAAUCGAGAACGGAAAUAUGGAGAGACUGAAGAGAACUCGAGGUGGAAACAGAGCAGUAAUUACGAGGUUCGAGCGAGAAGCGACUUUGAUAAUACGAGAUCAUGGUGAUGCCCUUACCACGGAAAUCCUAGCGAAGCUGGAUUCGAUUUUGUCUGUUCUUCAGCAGAAAAGGAGGCUGUUGUGUAACUUGAACGAUGAAAUUUUGGCAAAAUGUCAUAUUGACGAAAUAGAGAAAGAAAUCGAAGAAUCAGCCGAGAUAGAUGUGAAGAUCGAGGAAAUUAUAUCGAGAAUUGGGGCUUGCAAAAGGGGUACUGUUGUUGGAGCUUUACACGGACUUGCUGAACCGACUGGAGUUUCUACACCGACACCCGCUAUUCGAAAUGAAUUGACGACCGAUGCAACGCCCUUCGCACCAGCAAAUGGACAGCUGAAUAGGAGUGGUAGCUCCUCACGUUCGGAAAAUAUUGGUGUAAAGCUGCCUAAAAUUAAUUUGCCUAAUUUUUCUGGCGAUGUGACGAAGUAUCAAGCCUUUUGGCAAAGCUUUCAGUGUGCUGUGCAUGAAAAUGAACAGAUAUCGGCGGUUCACAAAAUGAACUAUCUAAUGCGAUCACUUGAAGGAACUGCAUUUAAAGCCUUGGAGGGGCUGGCAAUUACCGAAGAGAACUAUGAGCAUGCUAUAAACAUUUUGCAGACAAGAUUUGGAAAUCCACAGCAAAUAAUUAGCGCUCACAUGCAGGCGCUGUUAAAUUUGCAAAGUUGUCCAAAAGAAACUGUGUCACAGAUACGAGCGAUAUACGACAAUAUCAAUGUGCACGUCCGCGGACUGGAGACGUUAGGCAUUUCAUCGGAACGAUAUGGCAGUUUGUUAGUGCCCGUGAUAAUGUCAAGAAUGCCGGCAGAAAUUACCUUGCAAGUGGCUCGAAAGACAUCAGAGCAAAUUUGGCGAAUAGACGAGAUUUUGGACAUCAUAAGGAAAGAAAUUGAGGCAAGGGAGAUAAGCCGAAAACUUGACACAAAGACCACUCGAAAAUCUGAGAGAACAAGCCUUACAGAAUAUCGAGGAACAACGAGAGCCUUCGCAGUUAUCAAAGAUGGAAAAAGGGAACGAAAGCUGCAGUGUUAUUUUUGUCAAGGGGAACACUAUGCAGAAAAGUGUAAGGUAGUUACAAGCAUCGAAGAAAGAAAAUCAAAGUUGAUUGAAGGAAAUCGUUGUUUCAAUUGUUUGAGGAUUGGUCAUCGAGCGAAAACAUGCAGAAGUCCACCGAAGUGCUUUCACUGUAAAAGCAAACACAAUUCAGCAUUGCACGAAGACCUAGUUAUGGAAGAGAAGCGAGGGGUACCUGCACUGCAAACGACGGUCAAUUCCGCGUCAGAUGAGAGAAAAAAUGUUCUUCUACAGACAGCACAGACGUAUGGCUUUGGUGCGGAUAGGAGCGAGAAACAGCUGGUGAACAUCCUGUUUGACUCAGGCAGUCAGAGAAGCUACAUUUCAGAAGAAACGGUGAAGAAGCUGGGGUUGAAGGUCGAGAAAACAGAGACCGUAUACUUGAACAUUUUCGGUUCAAAUAAAUAUGAGAAGAAAAGUUGUGAUAGGGUAACGGUAAAUCUAGAAGUAGGAGAUGAAAUAUUGACGUUAACCGUAUUAAGUUCCCCCCAUCUUUGUUUGCCAUUAAGUACACCAAUAGAUGUAAGUUGCUAUCCACAUUUGCAAGGUUUGCAACUCGCCGAUAGUUAUGCGACUUGCGAAAAGCGCAUAGAAUUAGUCAUUGGUGUAGAUUAUUAUUAUCGCAUAGUGCAAGGCGAAGUAAGAAAGGGCGGCAAUGGCCUUGUUGCAAUAAGUAGCAAACUCGGUUGGUUGCUUUGUGGACCUGUUGUUUGUAAUGAAGGUGAUAAAAGCUCUUUAAAUAAUGUGAUGAAUUUAAUUGUUGAUGUUUUACCUUCGAGAGACGAAAUUACAGAUGAUAGCAGAGAAAUCGUCGAAUCGCUGACGAAAUUUUGGAAGCACGAAUCCGCGGGUCUUUAUGAAACCGAGAAUCCUGAAGACAAGAAGACCGAUGAUGGAGGGGUGGAUAUCAACUUCAAGGAUGGUCGCUACACGAUCGAUGGAGGAAAGAGUACCUACUGGGGUUGUUGGAAACUUACAGGCCAAGAAACAGUAGUAAGACCAACCCUGACAUAAAAAUUGAUGAUAUUUGUAUCCUUAGGAAUGACCAAACGAAAAGAUCCUUUUGGAAACUUUGCCGAGUGUUAGAGCUGCUGGCAGGAACAGAUGGUUCAGUGCGAGCAGCCAGGGUAUUAGUAUUAUCACGGGAUGGCAGUAAGAAAGUUUUGAAUCGAAAUUUGAAAUAUCUUAUUCCGUUAGAAAUUCGAUGUCCUUAUUGGCAGAAAACCGAGUGUGCCGCUAAUGCAAACCAGGACACGCGAGCAAUGCCACCUCAAGAUAGUGCGCAGCAAACGCAACCUAGGCAAGGGCAACAAGCGCCUUCGCAACCACUGCAAGCUGUUACUAGGGCGAAGCGCAACGCUGCUAUUAUUGGAGAGUUGCAAAGGCAAGCUAGUAUGAAACGUAAAUGAAUAUAUUGUGAUUUGCAGUUAUGUGUCGAAAUUUAAUAGAUUGUAGUUGAUUUUGUAUUCGUAUUUAUAAGGAUGUUUGAUUACGCUGUAUAUCAAACCGGGGGAGUGUGUUGGAGCGAUCGAGUCCUGGGAAUAGGGUGGUGCCCAGUCUUUCUCCCGUCGACCACUGCGUUGACAUGUCUUUCGUGCUAAAUCGCUUCGGCACAUGACCUCAAAGUUAGUUAGUUGGCUAUUGCGGCUGAGUAUGUAGUAAGCACAAUUUUGUUAAGAAAAUCACAUACAUAAUCUCACAAAUGGAAUUUCUCUAUGCUCCGACCU